This is a messenger RNA of Cavenderia fasciculata, 246 nucleotides long. RefSeq lists its product as uncharacterized. The coding region runs from base 1 to 246 and encodes 81 amino acids. The transcript has a single exon. Lineage: Eukaryota; Evosea; Eumycetozoa; Acytosteliales; Cavenderiaceae. The record is from RefSeq and is a predicted model, not a curated record.
AUGAAGUUUACCAAUGUUCAAGACCCCGCAUUCUUUAGAAAUCUAGGUUUUGACAAGACGUACCCUGAGAUGCAGUGGUUUUCAAAAAAACAAGACGAUAUCAUUAUUCCUUUCAUAUUUCCAGAAGGAGUAUCAAGAGAUUUAUCAAAAGUAAAAAAAUUAGAGGAUAGCACCUUUCAUUUAUGGAUGUUUGAAAGAGUUGAUUGCCCAGAAUUAUGUAAAACAAUGAAACUUCCUGGUCAAUAA